Diuraphis noxia (Russian wheat aphid) is the source of this 1051-nucleotide messenger RNA. Its product is annotated as PHD finger protein MBD-R2. Gene Ontology annotation, cellular component: NSL complex. NCBI's taxonomy places the organism in Eukaryota, Metazoa, Arthropoda, Insecta, Hemiptera, Aphididae. The record is from RefSeq and is a predicted model, not a curated record. Gene Ontology annotation, biological process: regulation of transcription by RNA polymerase II.
UCCUGUGCUUCAAAUCAAGAAGAUGGUUUAAUGAUUCAAUGUGAUAUUUGUUUGUGCUGGCAACAUGGUUAUUGCAACAAAUUUGAAUCUGAUGAUCAAGUACCCGACAACUAUAUUUGCACUAGUUGUUUAAAUCCUUUGAAGAAAAGACGAUCAAAACAAUAUGACUAUUCACAAGAUUGGAUUAAAGAAGGAGUACUAGCUAGUGUUUUACAACAUAAAGAUGAGCGACGGAAAAAAGAUGAAGCUAUUUUAAAACAGUCUCAUCAGUUAGUAGCUGAGGUGAUAGAACAUAAUAAUUUUUUGCACAGUUUACGAGUUAAAAUUACAAUUUAUGGGCAAACACCUGAUCAUCCUAAACUUUAUUUGUGGUCUGAUCAAGGUUCAACAAGAAAUGAAGAACUUAUUCAAGAUAAGCUUGAAGAAUUGCUUUCUGGCCCAGUACCUGAAAAACUUAUCAAUAUUUCUGAUUGUAGAAAAAAUCUACUAGAAGAAAUUGAAGAUGGCUUUGACAAUUUAGAAGCCAGAAUYAACUUAUUUGAAGCCAAAACUAAUGGACUUGAAGAUCAAGUUAAUGGCUGCGUAGAUAAUGAAGUCUUAACAAAUACUGUAACUUUGUUGCUACGAGAUUUAAAUUCCAUCAMCCGGCAUAUGUCAUUUGAAAACAAUAACAAUAAAAAAGAAGUAGAACCCGUUUAAAAAAAAUUGUUAUCUUCAUGGAUUCAGUUGGCUACAAUAAUGUUACUUUUUACAUCUGAGAUAAAUCUUUUGAAUAUCAUUCAUAAUAUUAAAUUUUUUAUUGAGAUAUUUUGACGGUAACAUAAUUGUUUGACAAAGGUUCUGACUUUAAUUUGUAUUUUGUAGUUGUAUUAACACAAUUUCAUAUGUUAAAACUGCUCCAGCAACCUGUAAAUAAAGUUGAACAUUCCAUAUCUGAUGAGCUCAUAAAUAUACUAUUUUUUUCAAAUUUAUCUUACCCCUAAAAGAAAGUUUCUGGUGAUUGAAAACAUUUUUAAUCCUGUUAGAGCAACAUAAUCUGAUGUGACUUCUU